AUGUCUCUCAAGGUCUUUUGUUUUGCCACCCUUCUCGCCGUAGUCGCAGCACAACACGGUCAUCACCACGACCACCACCACAGUCACGCCUCCUCAUCACAGAGCCUCCACCAGCACCACUCACAUGGGACUGAGAAACAUGUCGUGUACUAUGGUCAUCCUAAGUACGAGUUCUCUUACCAAGUAAAGGACCCCCACACACACGACAUUAAGUCCCAGCACGAGACACGCGACGGCCAUGUUGUCAAGGGCGAGUACAGCCUACACCAGCCCGACGGCAGGGUCAGGACUGUCAAGUACCACGCUGACCACAAGACCGGGUUUAACGCCGACGUACACUACGAGGGUCACGCCACACAUGCUGUUCCUAAACAUCACCACCAUCAUUGA
Molecule: messenger RNA, 390 nt
Organism: Trichoplusia ni (cabbage looper)
Lineage: Eukaryota; Metazoa; Arthropoda; Insecta; Lepidoptera; Noctuidae
Product: cuticle protein 19-like
Exons: 4
Coding region: 1-390 (129 amino acids)
Cellular component (GO): extracellular matrix
Source: RefSeq, a predicted model, not a curated record